Eurytemora carolleeae is the source of this 1218-nucleotide messenger RNA. RefSeq lists its product as uncharacterized. The transcript is spliced from 13 exons. Bases 38 to 763 code for a protein of 241 amino acids. The record is from RefSeq and is a predicted model, not a curated record. Lineage: Eukaryota; Metazoa; Arthropoda; Copepoda; Calanoida; Temoridae.
CUGAUUUUGAUAAAAUAGAGCCCAUAUUCCACGAUGAAUGAGAAUUUGGAGACGACUCUGCAAAUUCAUAUCCAACCUGCUUCAUAGGGUAGCUGAGAUUACAGCUAUAGUUUUGAUGGUACAUUUCUCGAAAACUGUUGUUUUUGAUUUUCUCGAAGGGAACUCCCAUUACGAGGUGCUCCUUGUUGAUGAUCCAGGACCAAUACAGUUUCCAGAGAUCACCGUUUGCCAACAUACAACAACAACAACUUCAUUUGGAAUAUUCUUUACAAACAUUGCACUAGAAGAUGGAGGCAAUGACUACAAUAAAACUUUUCAGAAUUUUAAGAAGGUGCUGGAAGAGACCAUCAUAAACAAUAUGAAAUGUGAACCUAUUGGAAUAAACAUGUUUUCUGACCUUAACAUGGAGAAGUGCAACAAGAAUGACAGCAUCACGAUUUGGAAUAAUAAUCUUUCUAAUGGAAGAUUUGGCCUACUUCAAAAUAAAUGUGCAUCCAAAGAAGAUUGUAUGCCAGUCUGUAGAUGGACUGAGGAAAGCUAUCCAAUGGAAAACUCCCAAACGGGUGCUGAUACAACCAGUCUAACUAUCAAUGGAAUGCCUGAAAAAGUCAGGGAAACCAAGGAGGUACUGAUGUAUGGCUGGGAUGGUAUAAUCAUAGCUAUUGGUGGAUACAUUGGGCUCUUUAUAGGAACUUCUAUACUAGAUAUCGUUAAGUGGAUUAUUGAACGAGGUCUGGCUACUUGGAAAUCCAUUAACUGCUAAAUAAACAAUAUUAUGAAGAAACACCAUAUAUUGACAAAUACUUAAUACUGUAAUACUAUAACUUGGUGUUUAUAAAAGUUGUUAACAAAAAUGACGAAAAUAAAUUAAAGUAAAUUUAAAGAAAUAAAAACUUUAUUACAUUUUCAAACUGUCUGCGCAUUAUUUUUUAAGGUUGCUCCUUAUGUUAAAGUUGUGCUAUUUAUAGAUACCCAGUAACCUUAACCCUAUCAUGAUUAAAAACAGUUUACGCUAGAAUUAUGACAUUUUUAUUGUUUUUAGUUUUUAUAAUCAAGGUUUAAAAUUUAGAAGGACAGACUUGUUGGCCAAGUGCUAUGGCCACCUUAAUGUGCACAUUUUUUUGCAUGUUAUAAUCGGUAAUUACUUGUAUUUUGAAGUUACACAGAUAACAAGCAUUUAAUGUGAAAAAAUACAUUUCUGUAUGCUUGCUGGGGCCC